Messenger RNA from Aspergillus welwitschiae, 905 nucleotides. RefSeq lists its product as uncharacterized. The record is from RefSeq and is a predicted model, not a curated record. The transcript has a single exon. NCBI's taxonomy places the organism in Eukaryota, Fungi, Ascomycota, Eurotiomycetes, Eurotiales, Aspergillaceae. Bases 233 to 802 code for a protein of 189 amino acids.
AGAAGAACUUGUUAACCUCCUGGUUGAUUCCCUGGUUAACAGCCCCAUCCAUGCCAGAAGGAACAUACUGGUCAACCUUCUGGUCAACCAUCGAGUCGACAAAGUUACCACCCUGUCCUCCAUUGUUAGAGCCGCUCUGAUUGUUGUUGUUCCCGCCGUGGUUGUUGAGUAAGCCUUCAUAAGAGUUUAUUGUCAGUCACCAUUUCCAACCUCCAAGCCAGUCACUUCUCGAAUGAUAGGGAAAGGAAACAAACCCUCUGCCUUAUUCACCAAGCCGCCAAGGCCACCAGAGGAGCCACCGAAGGAGUCAUUUCCACCACCAGAGCCUCCGAAGUUAUCCUGGUUAUUCCUGCCCCCGCCAAAUCCGGAGUCAUUACCGCCAAAGCCAGAGUUGCCAGAGCUGUUACCACCGAAUCCAGAGUCAUUUCCGCCAUGUCCUGGAAUCGUUGCCUCCGAAGUUGGAGUCACCACCACCACCACCCCCGCCAAAGCCCGAGUCAUUACCUCCAAACCCAGAACCGCCUCCACCGAAGUUGGAGUCGUUACCGCUGAAGUUGUUGUUGUCGCGCCCAUUAUCACCACCAUAUCCGGAGUUGCCGCCCCCGAAGUUGUUACCGCCGCCGUUGCCUCCAAAGCCCGAGUCAUUUCCUCCGAAUCCAGAGCCACCUCCCCCAAACUGGGAGUCGUUACCUCCAAAGCCGGAGUCGUUGCCUCCGAAACUGUCACCACCACCGCGACGGCCACCGCCAAAGUUGUCUUGUCCGUAGGAGUCCAUGGUGUAUUUGAAAAAGGCCUAUGUUGAUAGAGAUUGUAUAGAAUGGAUGAAGUAUGGAUUCGAAAUGAGUAUGAGAAGGAGAAAUAUCAAGAUGGAGGGAGAGGGAAACAGAGACGUAGGAAUCGUCCAG